AGAUGGUGAAGAAUCUGAGGAAGGAGGAGCCAAGAGACCACCUUUAAGAGAUGAUCUCUUCUCUGCUCCUGAAACACAACCGGGCUCUCUUGGUAGCCAGUCAGAAAAUACUGACAGUGUCAACACUGUGUUAGAUAUGAGUCGUGGGGAGGUGCAGGGUUGUGAAACAGAAGCAGUAGGCACACCUAUGCUGUCCACACCAUUAACCCUGGAGCCAGCCAUGAGUCAGCCUCACCACAAACCAAAUUUUGUUAUAGGAGGUCCCAUUAGCCCAAGAGGAAAAUUCAGGCAGUUUCAAAACACGGUAAGAGGCAGAAUGCAGGAUGUUAAAGCAUCCCUAGAAAUUCAGCCUGGAUUGAAUCUAGGAGUUCAUGUUGACCGUGAGCAGUUUCUUAGUCAGCCUCCACUGUAUGCUCCUACCACACCAGUCUGUGAACAGGAAGUGUCUCUCGCAUCCAUGAUAUCAGUUGAAACUAACCAUCCAGAUUCAUCAGAUCGAGUUACAUCUCCUUCAGUUUUAUCAGUAUCAAGUGCUGCCUCAAGCAAAAGACUGGAAUGGGACUCUGGGGCUGACGUUGGCUAUGCAGGCAACACACCAGAACAAAUGACAGCAUCCUUGAGUACUCUAGAGAGGAUUGCUAUUGGAAACUAUGCAUCUGUGUUAAGAACAGAACCUGAAGGGACAACCCAAGUGAAAGAAAAACUAAAGAAUUCUAAGAAGAAUUACAAAGCAAGUGGAGCGAAAGGUGGUGGAAGCCUUAUGAGUGUUAAGCGCAACAUUCCUGAGGUUGUGGGUUCAUUGCCUACUCGAUCACUUAGAGUCCCACAGAUUCGUGAAAGAAAACUUGUCUCUUCUAGUGAUGAGGAAUUUGACAGCAGACGGACAAGUCCCUCUCAAAGUCCAAGACGGAAGCCAAGAAGACGGUCAUCUCUUGCUGUUGCCAAAGAUAAUGAUAUUCAAGCAAAGAGAAAUAGUGGGGGACAGUUAACUCAUGGGAGAAUUAGGGAAAUUAUGGGGGAGAUCAAUAAUGAAGGUAAAUCCAGCAGUCUUGUUGAGUUGAACCAAACAAACAAAAACACUGUGGAAUGUAGAAGAAGUAAUAGCCAACAGUCACUUUCUGUCACUAAUGCUAGAAAGGAAGAUGAUGCCAAUAUUGUGUCCAGGAUGAAUAGUACCUAUGUGCGAUCAAUUCCUGUAGCUACAGGAAUAUCAAGAAGCACUGUAGCCAACAUAUGUGCUAAUACUUCCACAAGUACAAGCACACUGGUCCAGAGCAUGUCACCUUUACCUGUACAAGGGGUUUAUGCUAGCACUAGCAGUACCUUAGUAGAAGGAGCAUCUCAAGCAUGUUCAAGGUCAGAAUUAGUGACAAAUAAAUCAUCUGAUGAAGAAGUCUAUUCAUCUCAGUCGUCAAUACAUCAGCUUAAGGACAAAGCUGGUCUUGUAAAUCUCCAGAGAAGAUCUUGUGUAUCCAGUGGCAAUGAUAUCAGCUCGAAGUCACAAGAGAGUUCAGACUUGGAAACUCCAUCAGACAUGAAAGAUACAGAUAUUGAUAGUUGCAAUUCUCUCCAGCUAUCAGAUGAUAUGCCCGUUAAUCUAAAGGCCAAAAAGAACAGCAGAAAUGCGAGAAAUCAUGGAAACAUUAGCAGACCAACUGGAAGCACUUCUGAGCCAAGGUGUAAGAGCAAGGAUAGUAAAAGUGACACCAAUAUCCUUGUAGCAAAAGGACACAAAGAAGUUCAGGAUUCUUCUGAGUCUGUCUUAGAGAGUCAGGUAUCACUGCAAUCCUCAAACAAUUCCCUGCAGGCUCUAUCUGCCAAGCUAAAAAAACGAAUUCAGGUACUCCUUGACCAGGGUACAAUGAAGAAAGUCCAGGAUUACAACAAGCUACAAGACUAUAUCGAAUUCAUUGGCAUACCUUCAACCAAUGAGGAAGAAUGUCGCCUGAAGCAUGGUGUUGCUGGGGUCAUCACCAGAAUGUUUGGGGAAAUUGAAGCAGAUGACACGGACACCUCAAACACGUUCAACUCUGAGACAUCUGAGACACCAACAACUGACUCGCAUGCCAGUGAAAACUUAACCCAGAGUCAAAGCAACACAGACUUUCCUCCAGUUGAUGAAAGUCAGCCAACCGAAGAGCCAGGAUCUUUUCCGUGCAAAUCUACAAGUGAAAAGGAUGAAGGCCAAGAGCGAUCAGUCACACCAGGGGGAACAAUUACACUCAGAGCUUACCAUCCUCCAUCUGCAUCCCGCACUUAUUUCAUGGCAGUUUCGAGAGAGUGCGAUGAGGGGCUGGUUCAAGGGGAACGCACAGUGACACCCGAGAGUGGCCCUUCGUCUCUGCAAGUAUUUGCCCAGGGGAUAGACUUCCACCGAGGGCAGGCAGAAGGCCAAAGGGAGGACACAGAAACCGGAAUUCCAUCUUUGUCGCCAAGGUCUUGGCAGCAGGCAGACAGGAGCUAUCCCGACACGGUGGACAGCUAUAGGAAAGAUGGUACAUCAACACCUAAUCUGCAGGACAGAGGAAUCGAAGACUCCAGGUCAUUUUCUGAAAGUGCAACUUUACCUCCGGAUUGGGGGCUUGGGAUAAGGAGAAGCCAAACUGUGUCUUCAGGGGCUGUUACAUCAGAUGAGUGUUCACCUCGUCAUGUUGGUCGCUGGUCCGUUUUGGACAGGAGGUCCAGUUGGCAUGAGGAAGAUAUGAAUGGAAGAUUUAAAAGCACAGAUGACUGGAAGACUGCUACCACACGCUCUGAGCGGCUUUACAAAGACAGACGAGGCACUCUCCAUGUUGCCAAUCAGCCCCCAGGCUACAUGGAUGACCGAGACAGCCACCCAAGUGAGUCCACAUCUGAACACGAACAUCACCAACGCCGCAGCAAUGACACCGAGUCCCAUGAUGAUGGAAGGAGAGGUGCAGCCAGGCCGUGGACCAGCUCAGGUUCAGAGAGCGCUUAUGAGACAAUACGCGAGAGGCACAGACACGUUGAUGAAGCACUGGCCUCUAGCUUUGAGUUUUACUCCACCUCACCUAGGGAUGCUAGACUGCUAGGCUACAUGUCAAGUGAUGCAGCUAAAGAUGAGGAAGCAGAUGAGGUAGAUGAACCAGUUCAGGAUGAGUCUCAGGCAGACCAGAUGUUGAGUGCUGCUUCAAGUGAGCAGUUGUCAACAGGCAGACCAGUUCCCUCAAAGAAGAGGGUUUUACGGCAACAGCACACAGAAGAGCAGAACUCCACACUUUCCAGUCAUACAGAUGCAAAUGACGUAAGCAGUCAAGUCUCAUUCAUCCAGUUGCAAAAGCAGAAGUAUGUGAAGAGGAUACAGCGCCAUAUUCAUACCUUGGAGAAGCUGGAGAGGGCUCUGAUGGAACAGCUGGGGGACAGCAUAGGAUCAGAGAACAGCUUCAGGAGAUGCGUGACUGAAGGCCGCUCACAAACAGAAUCAGAUACAAAUGUCAGGUCUCAGACUCGUGAUAUCCUUGGGCAAUCAGAAACUGCAACAAGCAGCAUCGUAUCGAGUGACUAUAGCGAUGAGGUGAUGGAGAAGUGCAACCGCUUAAAACGAAGAAUGAAGGCAAAUUCAUCCCACAGCAGGAGUAGCGAGAGUCAAGCAGGACAAGAGAGUCGGUCACAAUCAUCUGGAAAAAAAUCUGAGAGCACAAAGUCGGCCACAGGCUUCAACAGCCUGGGUCAGUCUUACAUGUCUUCACCCCGGGUUGCGCAAAGCCAGAUGGGCUCUGACUUGGCAAGUUCUCGAGCCUCAACACUGAAGCGCAUCGAGAAAGAAGUGAAAAAACUUGCCAUUACAGAGGAGAAGUCUCGCCAGUCAUUCCCUAAAGGGCAGAGGAAGCCUUCAGCAAAGUCAAGCUUGAAGGAAGGCAUCCAUUUACAGAAUGCCAUGAGGAAAAUGCCGAGGGAAGAACCAAGGGGAGAGGAAGGACCAAAGAAAUCUCAAGUCAAGAGCACCAGGGAGAUUUCAGAUGAUAAUCUGUCCGUUCAGGCCAUAAAGUUUGGUGGCAGCACUCCAGAUGAUGGUAGACAUCUUACAGAUAAAAGGUCCAAGAUUCAGAAAGGGAAAACGGAAGUGAUAUCAGAUAAACAGUCUACAGAUCGAACUAUUUCUGAUAGCCAUUUUUUACGUCAAGGUGAUGGAAGGGAAGCAAGGGAUGGUAGUCAGAUGAUAAAAAUGCCCGCAGUGCUAUACAAAAAAAACAAUGGUAGGCUUCGAGUAGACUCACCACCAGUUCGAGACAUCCCAAGGUUAGACACAAAGAAAAUUACAAAAUUGCAUGACUUUGGUCAGAUGUUCCCAAGUGUAGAAAGUUUUUUAACUGAUGAUGACAACAGACACAGUUGUAAUGAAGAUGGAAGAAGUGUAGGGAUACAAACUGGAGAAUCACUCUUAUGCUUGGCAAAAAGUCCUGUUGAUACUACUAUGUCACAUGAGCUCUCUAAAACAGUUGAUAUAUUGCAUCAGAAAGAUGUUACAAAGUCUGAAAGCAAGAUGCAUGAAAGAAAUCAAACAAAGGAUAAGCAAAUAUCAAGGCCAAGCUCUGGGAAUGGAAGAGACAAACAUGAAAAUAUACAGAGAGAGAAUGAUGCAGUAAUUAAUAAUAAUGAUAGAUAUUUGAACAAGCAGAUUGAUCCUCAAGAGGGAGAGUCUGAGGAUCAACCGCUCGUGCUAAAGCAGAUCACAAGAAGAGGACAAGUUGGACAUAAAGACAAAACACUGUUAAGUUCUGCACCAUCCUCCAGGCCUGAUUCAGGUGGAGAAAAAGAGAGACUGAGUAGUAACAGUGAAAGCAGAGAAAGGCAGAAAUUUAAUGAAGAUCCAAAAACAGAGAGACAGAGUAGUAAUGGUAAAAAUAGAGAAAAUCAAAUCCAAGAUCCAAAAACUUCAAGUAGACAGGUGAUAGGAGAUAGCCAUCCAAGCUACAGAAUGGAUAAGCUUGAAAUCAAUAUAUCAAGCUGUAGGGAAGAUGCCAAGAAACAUUUUAGUGAUGGUACAACUACAAGAUAUCAGAGGACACAGGCUUCAAGACAAGAAAUAAACAUUAAUAAGGAUAAACAACCCUCUUCAAGGCCAGUCUCAGCCAAAGCAGAAUCCAAGCAAAGGAUGGCUUUAGAUGCAGAUGUUGUACCAGAUGAAAUAAAGAGUAACAUGCAAUUGAAGAGAUCUGGAAACCAAACAGAGUCCUCCUUGUCUUCCCAGCAUGACCUUAAUGAUGACUCUGGUAAGGAGUGCAGUGGUCCCAGUGACCAAAGACAUGGUUAUAUUGGUAAUAAGGAGUGUCAAAAGGCAGGACGAGAAACCUUGAAAUCUUCCUCAGAGGAGUCGCUCAUUGUGCUAAGGGAUAAAACUCAAGGCUCAGCAUCACACGUAUCAUCAACUCAAAGCGGAGAUUCUAAUCAACUCAGGAGUUGCCAUGAUCAGUCAUUUCAUAGUGAGGAUGGCAUCCCACUUCCUGUUGUGAAUAAUUAUGUUAGAGAGAAACAGAAGAUUAUUGAUAACCAAGAGUCUUUUGCAAUGAAAGGAAUGAGAAAACAAAGAAACAGCCAACAAAAUGAGGAGUAUAGAAUGCCUGUUCAGUUUGAUGUAUCUGUAGGCAACAAAGAAAAUUACCUGAGAAAGGAAACACCAGCGAAGAAUCUUAUCAUUGCGCCUCCAAUUACACCAUUAGUGGAGAAAUCUAGAAAAGAUAUGACUUUACAGGAAGCUUUAGCAAGAGCUCGACCAGGAUAUGUCCAAGGGGCUGAUGAUCGUAGAGCCAUGAUACGCCUCAAGCAGGAAAUGAGACGGGAAGCACAAAAUCACAACCACAAGGUAGUGGCACAGCUGCCGACCAAUCUUCAGACACCCUCAACGCUUCAGCGUUUUCUGUAUAAGCCAGAUAUAGCACCAAUAUUUUCUUACAAGGACAUUCGCAAACAAAACCAGAGAAUCUACCAAUUGCUCCCUGAAGCAAGUCAUCCAGGAGUAAAGCAGUUUCGCAAAGCACAGAGUCAGACCAAUAGACUCAUGGCUGGCCUCUAUAGUCAGAAACUGAAGAAGAAGGUGCUGAAAGGUCAAGUAUCACAUGCCCACAAAGACAUCCUAACGCCCCCUUCACACUGCUAUAAGAGAUAAAACUCCAGUAACAAGAUCGGAAUGGGGUGGCCAAAGACAUCACCAGUAGAAUCAAGGGUGCCACUGAAUCUCAAGAAAUUUUUAGAUUUACCUUAAAUAUUAUUUGUAAUGCAUGUAGGUUAUUGGAAGGAAUGUUAAUAUGUUUUGAGUUUCUUACUGUUUUAAUGGAAAGGUGCUUUUUAUCUCAAACCAGAACUGCUGUGCAAAGGAUG
Messenger RNA from Penaeus monodon (black tiger shrimp), 6339 nucleotides. RefSeq lists its product as uncharacterized. The record is from RefSeq and is a predicted model, not a curated record. Lineage: Eukaryota; Metazoa; Arthropoda; Malacostraca; Decapoda; Penaeidae.